AUGAGUGUGGCAGGAAGCUCCGAGGGGCACGAGGGGAUGCAGAGUGGAGCCUGGGACAACCCAGCCUACAGUGGUCCCUCGUCGCCCUCUGGGACCCUGAAGGUCUGCACAGUCUCCAGUGCUGCCCCAGCCCAGCCUGAGAAGGUCCACCAGGCCCCUGUGUCCAGCUGCUGCCUCCAGAUCGGCCGCAGCAUCCGAGGAUUGUGGGGGACCUCCCUUCCUGAGAACACAGCUGAGAACCGGGCGCUCUAUGUCAGGAGCCGGCUGCGGGAGCUACUGGUGUAUGCAGUUUUCCUGUCGGACAUUUGUCUCCUGACCUACGGAAUGACAAGCUCCAGUGCCUACUACUACACCAAAGUGAUGUCCGAGCUCUUCCUACACAGCUCUUCCCACAGUGGAGUCUCCUUCCAUGACAUCAGCAGCAUGGCGGACUUCUGGAAUUUUGCACAGGGCCCAUUACUGGACAGUUUGUACUGGACCAAAUGGUACAACAACCAGAGUCUGGGGCGAGGCCCCCACUCGUUCAUCUACUACGAGAACCUGCUACUGGGGGCGCCCAGGCUGCGGCAGCUGAGGGUCCGCAAUGACUCCUGCAUGGUGCCCGAGGACUUCCGCCAGGACAUCCAGAGCUGCUACGCCAUCUAUGCCCCUGACAAGGAGGAGCAACUGGCCUACGGGCCCCUCAAUGGCACAGCGUGGAUGUACCACUCCCCAGAGGAACUGGGGGGCUCCUCCCACUGGGGUCACCUCACAAGCUACAGUGGCGGUGGCUACUACCUGGACCUUCCCGAAUCCCGACAGGCCAGUGCAGAGGCCCUUCGAGACCUUCAAGAGAACCUGUGGCUGGACAGGGGCACACGAGUGGUCUUCAUCGACUUCUCUGUUUAUAAUGCCAACAUCAAUCUUUUCUGUGUUCUGAGGCUGGUGGUGGAGUUUCCGGCCACAGGCGGGGCCAUUCCAUCAUGGCAGAUCCGCACUGUGAAACUGAUCCGCUAUGUCAGCAGCUGGGACUUCUUUACUGUGAGCUGUGAGAUCUUGUUUUGUAUCUUCAUCUUCUACUAUGUGGUGGAGGAGAUCCUGGAGCUCUAUAUCCACCGACUUCGCUACUUCAGCCGCAUCUGGAACAUACUGGACCUGUUAAUCAUCUUGCUUUCCAUCAUGGCUGUGGGUUUCCACAUAUUUCGAACCCUUGAGGUGAAUCGGCUGAUGGAGAAGCUCAUGCAGCAACCAAACACCUAUGCAGACUUUGAGUUUCUUGCCUUCUGGCAGACUCAAUACAACAACAUGAGUGCAGUCAAUCUCUUCUUUGCCUGGAUCAAGGUAUUCAAAUACAUCAGCUUCAACAAAACCAUGACCCAGCUGUCCUCCACGCUGAUGCGCUGUGCCAAGGACAUCUUGGGCUUUGCAGUCAUGUUCUUCAUAGUUUUUUUUGCCUAUGCCCAACUUGGCUACCUGAUAUUUGGGACCCAAGUGGAAAAUUUUAGCACUUUCAUCAAGUGCAUUUUCACUCAGUUCAGGAUCAUCCUUGGGGACUUUGACUAUAAUGCUAUUGACAAUGCCAACCGCAUCCUGGGACCUGCCUACUUUGUCACCUACGUCUUCUUUGUCUUCUUUGUGCUCUUGAAUAUGUUCCUGGCAAUCAUCAAUGACACUUACUCAGAGGUAAAGGAGGAGUUGGCUGGGCAGAAGGAUGAACUACAGCUUUCUGACCUCCUGAAGCAGGCCUAUAAGAAAGCACGCCUGAGGCUGCAGCUGAGGAAGGAACAGGUGGCAGCUGUGCAGCAGGCUCUUCAGGGUGGAGAACAGGAGACCAGGUGAGAGGAUUUCAUCAACACCUUGAGGGAAGUGGGACAAGCAGAGCAAGAAAUCAUGGAGCUCACAGGUGCCUUCAGCAGGUUGGAGCAGGAUGGGAAUUGUAUUUUGGAUGAGAAGGAGCAGGAACAGAUUCGAAAGGACCUGGAAAGGUGGCAGGUGGCCCUCAAAGCUGAAACUGAGAACCUGGGCCGCUCCAUUGUGAGUAGCCAAGCAGGUGAGUUGGGCCCAGAGGUUUCCAGAGUGAGUGGCUGCAUUUCUGAAGAAGAAUUCUACUCGCUCAUCAGGAGAGUUCUGCAGUUGGAGGCCAUUCUGGAAAAAGUUGUGUCCCAGGUUAAUGCUGUAUGCUCAAGGCUGCAGAUAGUGGACAGAAAGGGGCAGCUGGCUCUGUCUCCAGCCACAAGAGACCAAGGAGAUAUUUUGGAGCACUUCCAAGCACCUCCAGCUGGAUCUGCAGCCUCCUGGGCAGCACUGAGGGAGCAGGAUGGUGGUGGAGGGGUCCUAGAGGGGCAAACGCUUGUCUCCUCGAUCACAACUUCCCCAAAAGCCCCCUCAGCACUUGACUUCCGCUUGCCGCAGCCUUUAGAGCUCGAGGCGGAGGUGGUUUGCAGGGCGAAAGGCUCCAGUGGAGAAGGGCGGGCUGGGGAGCAACUGAGACAAGAGCUCCCUCGCGCAGAACCCGGAAGCCGGAACCAAGGGGGCGGAGAACCCGGGCGGAAAAGGAGCCGGACCGGCGCGCAUGCGCAGUAG
Suncus etruscus (white-toothed pygmy shrew) is the source of this 2562-nucleotide messenger RNA. RefSeq names its product polycystin 2 like 1, transient receptor potential cation channel (gene PKD2L1). The record is from RefSeq and is a predicted model, not a curated record. The transcript is spliced from 16 exons. Lineage: Eukaryota; Metazoa; Chordata; Mammalia; Eulipotyphla; Soricidae. Gene Ontology annotation, molecular function: muscle alpha-actinin binding; calcium ion binding; sodium channel activity. Gene Ontology annotation, biological process: potassium ion transmembrane transport; detection of mechanical stimulus. Gene Ontology annotation, cellular component: membrane.